This is a messenger RNA of Durotheca rogersii, 1398 nucleotides long. Its product is annotated as acid protease. Gene Ontology annotation, molecular function: aspartic-type endopeptidase activity. The transcript is spliced from 3 exons. Gene Ontology annotation, biological process: proteolysis. The record is from RefSeq and is a predicted model, not a curated record. The coding region runs from base 1 to 1398 and encodes 465 amino acids. NCBI's taxonomy places the organism in Eukaryota, Fungi, Ascomycota, Sordariomycetes, Xylariales, Xylariaceae.
AUGGCCGUCUUCACCCGUGUCCUCGUUGCCGUGGCCCUCUGCCUGUCGUUCGUUUCUGCAGUACCCCCAUACCCAAUCACCCACGCUGCCCGCUCUGGCCGCAAUGCUGGCCAUAGCUUCUCUAUUUCCCAGACCCCCAAGGUCGAUGUCGCCCGACACGGUCCUACCGAGUAUCUCAAGACCUUGAAGAAGUUCAAGGCCAACAUCCCGCCGGGCCUUCAGGACGUCGUCGAUGCCCACAAAACCGCAGCGAAGAAGGUUAUGACCACUUAUGGUGACAAACCCCUCAACGGAACCACCGUUCCAUCGGCCUCCAAAGAUGGCGAUGUGCUCUGGCUUACCCCUGUUGGCAUCGGCAGCCCCCCGCAACAGCUAAUCUUAGACCUGGAUACCGGCUCGUCUGACACCUGGAUCUUCUCAACCGAUACAGACAAACAGGAUGUUGCUGGACAGACCGUCUGGGAUCCAAGUAAAUCCUCCACCUCUCGCAAGAUCGAUAACUGCACGUGGUCCAUCAUCUAUGGCGACUUCUCUAACUCGGAGGGCAUCUGCUACCGUGACACAUUCACCUUUGGCAACAUAUCCAUUCCGAACAUGACCAUCGAGUCGGCGACAUCCGUAUCGGACAUUUUCACCGAGUCUUCGUAUCUGUCCGGCCUUGUAGGCCUGGCCUGGCCGUCUAUUUCUCAGUUAGUCCCUCCGCAGAAGACACUCCUCGACUUCCUACCUGAGGUGCUGAGCAAGGCUCUGUUCACGGUCGACCUACGCCACAACGGCAGCGAUGGGUCCUUCAACUUCGGAUACAUUGACGACACCUUGCACACUUCUAAAAUCCGGUAUGUGGAUGUGGAUACUUCGGAAGGCUUCUGGAGCGUCAAGAACACGGGUUUUUCUAUCGAGGGCGUCAACGUAAAGUACAAGUUCGCCGAGGCACCUGAUGUCAUCAUCGACACAGGCUCCACCCUUUUCUUCGCGCCGGAUGAGGCAGUCGAGCAGUACUUUCUCAAUGUCGCCGGUUCCAAAUACUCGUACGCCGACUAUGGCUGGUUGCUACCGUGCAACUCGACGCCUCCGGACUUCACCUGGGAGAUCGGAGAUGCGAGAGGCAACACAGUGGUUGGCACGAUACCUGGGGAGUAUUUCAUAUUCGCCCACUCUACCAACGAGAUGUGCUAUUCCGGUUUGCAAUCCGUUGGUCUAUUCAGUGGCGUGCAGGGUAUCUUUGGCGACGUGUUCCUCAAGAGCCUGUUCGCUGUCUUCGACAUCUCGGGCAAGAAGUUCGGUGCGGCCACUAAGCCUCUGAACACUGACAACUACAGGCGAGCGGUGGGCGCCAAGGGCAGGGAUCGAAAUGCCCACGCCCACAAGCCCACUCGUAUCCUAAGCGGCAAGGUCUGA